Molecule: messenger RNA, 141 nt
Organism: Chondrus crispus (carragheen)
Lineage: Eukaryota; Rhodophyta; Florideophyceae; Gigartinales; Gigartinaceae
Exons: 1
Coding region: 1-141 (46 amino acids)
Source: RefSeq, a predicted model, not a curated record
AUGCACAACCCGUACACAUGCCACACAGUAGGACCCUUGUGCCUCGGCAUUUUUCGCGAACAAUGCCGUAACAUUUGCACAAGUGUGCUGCCUUCUAUCCAGCCCCCCACAAAUUCGUCACGGCCGGCAUCUAAUAGUUAG